AUGUCAUCGCCUCUCAAGCCGCAGCCAGAGGCCGUCGCCGAUAAAGUCCUCAAGAGGGUGGAAGUCAGCAAGAUUGCCCGUAAACUUCAAGGUCGUCUAGCUCUAGCACAUUUCAAGACGAGGCAUGGCUGGGAAGACCUGACCCUCGACAACAUCGAGCCCAAAAUCGACGAGGUCCGGAGGAAUCACCGCCUCCAAGUCCAGAUACAAGAUGGGGAUGUCAUGUCCGACUCGUCCUCCAGCACUGGGGAACUCCCAUACCCUACCAGAGGGCUGAUGAGCUCUCCGCUCAAGGCCCCUUUAUUUUCAGAUGCUAUCGGUUCGAGCAAUGGCAGCACUGGCCACCGCAAGCGAACAUACAUGGCCUCAUUCGACCUCGAGAUAGCCAUGUCGAGUCCGGCCAAGCGCUAUAGAUCUUCACCUACACUCCACAAGUCCUUGGCCGGUGCCACCUCUUUAAAGGCACACCGCCAACUAAUACAGUCUUCUCCCAUAAAACCCCGAAGGCAACAACACUUCACAACCUCGACCGGACCCGAUGUCUCCUUCUUCCAGGGGACCCGCCGGGUUUCAGUUGGCCUGGCCUCACCCAACUAUGCCGCCCCACCGUCCGACGACGAUGACGACCUGCUACCUACACAUUCCUUUCAGGUCAACCAGAGUUUCCCAGUGAACCAAACCCGUGCUUCUCCUCCCAGCACGCCGCCCAUGCGCAACCGUUCACUUCACCGCCGCAGCAAAGAAAAGCUGGACGAGACCAAGGAGGAGGGUGCUGAUCUGCUCCUCUAUCUGGCCGCCUCUCCCUCGCCUGCGGUCAAGAGCAGGUCAAGAAUGGAACCACCCUCUACGCCAACACCACGCAAAGAUAUGGGUCUACCAUCUUCCAUGAUGACUACUCCCGGAGGCGCAGGCAGCAGUAACCUACUUUUCCCCGCCACACCUGGACAGCCUUUUGACUUUUCAGAUUUUGUCAAUAUCACCCCAAGCCCAGCACAGAAGCCGUGGAGAACACCACGUGCAUUGGCCAAGACACCCAUGAGUGUGGUCAGAAGAAGACUCACAUUUGACGAGCCUUUACAUGGCCUCUAA
Truncatella angustata is the source of this 1089-nucleotide messenger RNA. RefSeq lists its product as uncharacterized. The transcript has 2 exons. NCBI's taxonomy places the organism in Eukaryota, Fungi, Ascomycota, Sordariomycetes, Amphisphaeriales, Sporocadaceae. The coding region runs from base 1 to 1089 and encodes 362 amino acids. The record is from RefSeq and is a predicted model, not a curated record.